AUGGCAUACCUCCUCGUCGCCGCCGGAGUUCUUCUCCGACAGGAAAUCCACGAACGGAAAGAGUUACAGCGCGAGAAGAAGCGACUCGCGUAUGAGCAGUGGUAUCGUGAGCUGGAACAGGAACAUGCCGAUAGAAUAAGCAGUGUUUCGCAACAAGUCAUGGCUGGGCCCGAUAGUGGGAGUAUCGGGCCAUGGCGUGAAAAUUCUGCAGUCUCCGGCGGCGAUGUGCAGAGAAGGAAUGAUAUCGAAGACAGUGGGCGAAGAGGCAGCGAAGACAACCUACACGAUGGCUUGACAGGCACUGGUGACAGGGUCGUGAGGGAAAGAGCACAUGUUACGAUCACGUAG
Cladophialophora bantiana CBS 173.52 is the source of this 348-nucleotide messenger RNA. RefSeq lists its product as uncharacterized. The transcript has a single exon. Bases 1 to 348 code for a protein of 115 amino acids. The record is from RefSeq and is a predicted model, not a curated record. Lineage: Eukaryota; Fungi; Ascomycota; Eurotiomycetes; Chaetothyriales; Herpotrichiellaceae.